Molecule: messenger RNA, 1470 nt
Organism: Trypanosoma grayi
Lineage: Eukaryota; Euglenozoa; Kinetoplastea; Trypanosomatida; Trypanosomatidae
Exons: 1
Coding region: 1-1470 (489 amino acids)
Molecular function (GO): protein binding
Source: RefSeq, a predicted model, not a curated record
AUGGGGGCAGGUAGUAGUGCAGCGGGUGGGAACCGCGGCGCCGAUGCUGUGAAGGCGCUGCCGGCCGGGCCGCGCAAGCUGCGGGUGGUGAGCCACACGAAGAAGGCGCUGCCCGCUUCGUUCGGUAGCGUUGUGGUGCCGUCGCUGAUCCCUGCCGUGCUGCCGCCCCCGCCGGUGGAAAAUUCGGGGUCUUACGCGUGGUUCGUAGAGGACCUCGACCACCCCGGUGAGUGGGAAGCGUACGAUAGGGACGCCUGCUGCCGCCUCGACGCGGCGCUGCAGAGCGGUAAGGAUGAGUGCUUCGUCGUGGUGAAGAAGCGCGCGUGCACGGUAGACCUGAACGCAAUGCAGCAGCGCGGCACCGGCGGUAUGGCCCGACCGCGGAGCGUAAAGCGGGUGGCGGUGGAGGCAGACGGCGUGGUGAUGCGGGAGAAGCGCUACGUCCCGGUGGACCCCUUCACCGACGAGGUGAUUGGCUCGGCGUUAGGCGACGAUGGGGCGAAGAGAGACGUUGGUGGUGAGAGUCGCGACGGCGGCAGGCGAGUCGACGGGCCGAUGUUCCCACGGCUGCUGCGCUCCGUCACGGCACACGCGCAACCGCCGUACGUGGUGUCAUUUGCCCCCGACGGCAGUACGUUGCUGACGGGCUCGCGGAGUGAGCUGCUCCACUGGGACGUGAAGAGGGCGCAGGUCGUAACAGACUUCUCUGUGCACAGUGGUUUGGUGCUGACGGCGACGUACUCGCCCAACGGCAGCCGCGUUGUGUACGGCGGCGAUGACAGCAACAUUAGGCUGUAUGAUACCACCGCGCCUGACAUGCGGGCAGAGUUCACAGGGCACGCACGCAAGGUGUAUGGCGUCGCCUUUCUUGCGUGUGAGGGGCGUUUCGCGUCGAUCUCGAUGGACCGGACGCUGCGCUGCUGGGACGUGGAGACAAGUGACUGUGUCUGCACGUCGGAAUGCCACAUUGCGCCCGUCUUCGCGCUGGAGGCGUCGCGGCAGAGCGACUGGCUCGUCAUCACGGCGGGCGACGAUAACACCGCCUGCAUGCAUGACCUGCGCCUUGCCAGUGGCGCCACCGUGACGGCGCGUUUUCUCGGCCACACCAACACGAUCUGGUCAUGCUCUCUCCGCGGGGACGAGACACAAUUCGUGACGGCCGGUAUCGACACAGCUCUGCUCGUGUGGGACGUGCGGCGCCCAACGGAGCCGCUGCUGAAGGUUUUCCAUCACUUGAAGCCAGUGCACUGUGUGCAGUACAUGCCGUACAACCGCGGCAUCUUGUCAUGUGCACGAGACUCGUCGAUGCGUCUCACCGAUGCGUUGAGCGGUGGACCGGUGUGGCGUGCGAAUGCGCAUGUGGGAAAUGUGUUCCGGGUGUGCUACCACGCAGGGGCGGGCAUGAUCGUGACGAGCGGCGCCGACAAGAACGUCAAUCUCUGGCAGUACAGCAAUGGCGACAUGUGGUAA